This is a messenger RNA of Protopolystoma xenopodis, 777 nucleotides long. The record is from the annotation of a GenBank genome assembly. Lineage: Eukaryota; Metazoa; Platyhelminthes; Monogenea; Polystomatidea; Polystomatidae.
AUGCGCACUUUUAUCCACUUUGCUGACCCCUACGUCUUGUUUUAUCGGCGCUCUUGCCAGAUAAUCGCUGUUUUGACGAUCAUCAGAAUUUCGGUUGUAGCCACAACUACCUUGUUAUUUUUUCCAUUCUUCUUCACAUUUCCCCCAUCCGUCUGGAUUCCAGGUCGUCGCCAGGUGCAGACACGUCUUGUGCUUCCUAUAGCCGAAUCAUUGAAUUCAGGCGACUGUUUCAUCCUCGUAACAGUGGACAGCGUAUAUGCCUGGCUCGGCCAGUUUGCCAAUAUCGUUGAAGUCAGUAAAUCGCGCGAUUUAGCCAGCUGGAUCUGCCGUAAACGGGAGCUAGGGUACAGAGGUCCUCAGCGUCAACAAAAUCAAAAUACCAUUCGAGAUCAGGUCGAUGAUGACUCCCAGACAAGCGAAAGGAAUAUUGACUCUCUAAAUGAUGUAACUAAGUCAGGGAUUGAUGGUUGUUCAGACUACUUGACAAUAAAGGAAGCUUGGAGCAGUUCUAUUCAACCGAUGGAUUCUGAGGGUAGUUAUCAGGAGGCCCUUGCGAGAGCUAGGAAUACCCGAGUUGAGCUGCAGUUCUGGCAAGCUCUUGGAUAUGAUUCAGUCCAGCCAGUUUCACGUGAGUCUUUUUACUAUAUUUGCCUGCAUUAUACUCAUAACCAUGCAGAGGUAUUCUUAAAUAUAUUAGCAAUACUUUACGUGGGAUUGCUAACAACUUGUUUAAUUAUCACUUAUCAUAUACUAUCCAAAACUACUUGCCUUCAGUAG